AUGGCGCCUGCUGUUUACUGCCGCUCGCUUCCGUUCGCACACUUGGCGCAGCACGUCGGCGCGACCGUCAGCCUCACGGGUCGCGUCAAGCAGGUGGAGGAGGGCAUCGUCAUUCUGCAGACCUGUGACGGCUCCUGCGUGAAGUGCCAACUGGCGACCGAAGCGCCCCCGUGCAAGUUCCUCAAGGUGACCGGUCGUGUGCAGGAGAACCUCACGCUCGUUCAACACGAAAACCACGUCCUCGUGCCGCUGGGCGACGAACUCGAUAUGGGCCUGGCGCGCGACGUGGCCUACGUGACGAAGCAUCCGCUGUUCUCCACGCUGUUCGAGGCCGUCGCGUAG
Besnoitia besnoiti is the source of this 342-nucleotide messenger RNA. RefSeq names its product replication factor a protein 3 protein. Gene Ontology annotation, biological process: DNA replication; DNA recombination; DNA repair. Gene Ontology annotation, cellular component: nucleus. Gene Ontology annotation, molecular function: DNA binding. The record is from RefSeq and is a predicted model, not a curated record. Bases 1 to 342 code for a protein of 113 amino acids. Lineage: Eukaryota; Apicomplexa; Conoidasida; Eucoccidiorida; Sarcocystidae. The transcript has 4 exons.